Ictalurus furcatus (blue catfish) is the source of this 4602-nucleotide messenger RNA. It is a transcript of the gene insyn1, whose product is annotated as inhibitory synaptic factor 1. Gene Ontology annotation, cellular component: postsynaptic density. Gene Ontology annotation, biological process: inhibitory postsynaptic potential. The record is from RefSeq and is a predicted model, not a curated record. The transcript has 4 exons. The coding region runs from base 1595 to 2539 and encodes 314 amino acids. Lineage: Eukaryota; Metazoa; Chordata; Actinopteri; Siluriformes; Ictaluridae.
UUAGCCAAUGAUUGUAGAGUGUAAAAAGUGUGGGUAUCUAGUAAAGUGGCAUGUACACAGUAUAUACACUACUAGCUGGUUUGGAAAUAGUUUUCCAUUGCAGGAUGCUCUUUUAAUAGCAUACAUUACACUAAGAUCUGGUGUGAGGCAUGAAGGAGAACAUGUCAUUUGGGAUACAUAGAGAUACAGAUAGUGAACUGUGAAUUCAGAAUAACGGGAGGCAGAAAGGGAGGCAGGGUGAGAGGCCCGAGAGAUUGGGAAAGAGAAAAAGAGAGAGAGAGAGGCUGUGCUCUUAGCAGAUACUGUUAGCUGUUGCUGUCUGUUUAAACUCUCUGGCUCCUCCCAUCACGACUGGUGAGAGAGGGAGAGACAGAGGGAGAGAAAGAGAGCGAGAGUCGUUUCUGGCAGCCACCUGAGCCACUCGAUAAACUCCUGCUCCUAGCAACCCACAUCCGCCAGUGAGUGAGGGGGUGAGAGGAAGGGAUGGAGAGAGAGUGUCGAGUGAGAGACAGAUAGAAAGAGAGAGAGAGUGAGAGAGAGUGUGAGAGAGAGGAUGAUUGUGUGUGUAUGUAUGUGUGUGUGAGCUACAGGGCUCACACAUUAAGGCAGAGGGUACAUCUCUUCUUCAGACCCAGGCUGUCGUCACGGAUAAGGGGAGGCGUCGCCGUAGAGACGGAGGCAGCAGCGGCAGCCUCAACACCCUGGAUCAGCCUUCACCGCAGCAACGCAAGCUUCCUCGAGGACGGGAUUCCCAGGGUUCUAAUCUUGUUCAUCUUCUUCAUCUUCAUGUGCCUUGUCUUCUUCUUCCUCUUCUCCUCUUGCUGAUGGAUGGAAUUCUCCUGCUGGCUGGAAAGACAGAGAGGUGCCAUGUGACGAGUGAAUGGUCCUCUCCUCUUAAUCACCCUCGGGGAGCAGAUAUGGGAUUUACCUCCUCUGGCCACUUCUGAAAAAAAAAAAAGGGAAAAAAAGAACAGAAAAAGAACAGCAAUUCCCCUGAGGGAAACAGUUUCCACGUGGACUGGAUGUCAUUCACUUUUAGAUGGAAUUGAAUUGACAACAACAAUUUGAAGUGUUUUCUAAAGAAUUUGGAAAUCCAGUUCCAUCACCAUGAGGAGAGGCUUUAGAAGAGAUCAAGGGUCAAGGAUAUGCUAAUGGUGCUCAAGGCUGGAGUGGGAUUCACAUGUCAUUGUCCAAAAAGUCUUCAUCAUACUCAGAGGGCUCCCACUGUACAUACAUCAACCUCAGAGGGCUCCCAUUAUUCCGUGUACCUGGAUCAAACCUUUCAGCACUUUCUCGGAUUUAAGACAUUUUAAAUGACUCCUACGUUCUCCUCUCUACUGUCCUCUUCCUGCGGAGCUCUUGGACAUCCCACAGUGCUGUGCAGGAGGAGGCUUGCGCACAGGCCCCACCAGCUUUCCUGGUUCUGCGGGUGUUUUUAAGAUGUUGGAGCCUGCCUGCGUGGCCCGAGCCCGAGAUCGGAUCAGUGAUCGGAUCAGUAGCACUGCGGCUCCUGGUGGCCCCAGACAUGGGCCGCGGCUCGGCCUGCCCCCGCGCUCAGCCCUCCGCCCACCCACCCCUGCUCCGUCUGUGAAGGAUGUCCAAGAGUCGAGCUCCUGCCCAGGAACCCUCUGAGAUCCCCAGCCAGAGAGAGCGCAUCCGCAGCCACAUGAAGAUGGUGAUAGAGCAGCUGGAAGGCAUUCUCAUAGAGCUCAAAGAUGUGGCCAAAGAGCUGCGGGAGGUGGUGGGUCAGAUCGACAAGCUCACAGCGGACUUUGACUUCGACCCAGAGCCAGAUGAAUGGACAGUGGCAACAGCGAGCAGCACAUCGAGUAGUGAACGUGGCCUCACUGAGGCCUUCAGGCUCGACUUCCUCAGCCACGAUGUGCUUUCCGACGCCUGGGAUUUCUGCGGCUAUCGCAAAAUGGCUCGGGAAGAAGAUGAGUUGCUGGAAGAGGAAGAGCCGGGGAGCUCUGCCUCGGCCACACCUACACCCAUGGUCAACACAUAUUCGCAGAUGAACGGUGGUCUCCCAAUCCCCAACGGACCUCUGAUGGUCACUCCGGACUCUUCCAGCGAGGAGGCAUCAAGUUCCACGCACAGUCAGAAAACAUCACGCACCUCCGGGACGAGAGAACGGGUUCGCUUCAGCGACAAGGUCCUCUACCAUGCACUUUGCUGCGAUGAUGACGAUGAAGAUGAACCAGAGGAGGAGGAAGGAGGAGAGGAUGAAGAUAAAGUGGACUGCGGGAUGCCAGACACAGACAGCGAGCCGAGCCCUCUGGCUUCUUCGCCUAUCCCUCCUCUCUCAUCCUCCAAGUGCUCAACCACUCUUCACAAAUGGCGGGAAACCUCUUCGGCGGGACCAUCGCCCGUUAAGAUGGCCAUGCUCGGGCCACACACGCUGCCUAGGAAGGGUCCAUUAAAAGCAGGCAGCAGGAAAAAACUGCUGCGCAACAGCAGCACUCAGACAGUAUCAGACAAAAGCACGCAAACAGUAUUGCCAUACAUCCCAGCGAAACAGAAAAGCAAAGAGCCCUAAGGAGAACUUUAACAGAAAAAGCAAAGCAAACUGAAAGAAUACUAGAGUGACCCUAUACUAUUUAAUAUCAAAUACAUAGAUACUAGAUUAAGACACAAAUUAAUAAAUGAAUUACUAAAUAAAUAAAUAAUAUAUGGGAAAACAGUCUGACUUUGAAGUCAUUCUACAGCUCAGGAAGUAAGCAAUGGUCCAAUUUUAAGACAUAGUACACACUUUUGUGGAAAGAAUCUCAUGUUUUGAUUCAAUAAUCUUCAUAUACCUAUAAAGGUCCUCUACAACUAUGCCUGCUAUGCAUCAUGAAUAAUUGGGAGUCAUGCUUAAAAGGCAUUUUCAGAGUUGGGUUCUGCAUGUCUAGUGAGGAAUUAAUACUGAAAUUGUGCACGUUGCUAUUCAGAUCUCAGAGAUAACUACUACGAAAGACUACUCACAACAAUUAAGCCAUUUUGUUAAUCCAAAUUUGCAGUUAUUAAUAUGAUUAUUAUAACUAGACUACUCAAGCAGCAUACUACUCAUGGCAGUGUACUAGACUCCUAUCAAAUGUUUAUUUCAAUGCUUGUCAUUUUCUCAUGCAUAUACCAUCAUAUUUAUAUUUGUUUUUUUGUUUGUUUGUUUUUCAUUUUUAUUCAUCUACUGUUUUUAUGUUGUAUUUUAAUGUAUGACAUUUUACAGUGGAGAAAAACGUCAUAUUCUCCAUUCCACAUUUUCUAGAAACGAUUUUUUGGGUUUAAAGGCAACCCCAAUGGAUAACCCCAUUUCAAAUGGUUCUACUCAAGAAAAGUCUGGUAACCUUUAAGAUGCCAAUUGAACGCAAGUAGUUUUAAUUAUUUCAGUGGUCCACCUAGAAAAUCACCUUAAGUACCAAAGUAACCUGAUUCUAAACACGAGUAACUUUUCCUACAUAAAUAUUGGCAUACUGUAUCAUUUAACCUUCUCUGAAUACAACCCAUACUGCACAACUCGGUAUAAUGCACUUUUUUAUUUUUAAAUUUUAAGUGGUCAUACUUAGCUGUCAUCUAACAAGUAUGUAUAUCAUUGGUAUUAUGCACACUGAGCAUAUUGCAGUAUAUUAUCCUGAGCACGGAAAUAUGAAAAGCAAGCUGACCUUAGACCAUUGCUUUUGCCCUUGUUUUUUUUUUUUUAUAAACCAUCCCAGUAAUUAAUCCCUUCAUCUACAGCUGAGUUUCAAAGUGGUUAGAGGGGUGAAAAACUGUAUUUUUGAGUGCGUCCUCUCCUCUGUGACAUUUAGCCACCAUCACCCCCCCCCCACACACACACACACACACACCCCCGUCCUCUCCAUGAAGUAGUAGGCCAAGGUUGUUGGGGGUGAUGACUUAAAACCCAGAGCACAAAGCUGAGAUGCAAAAGGUUAUGUCUGUCCAUUUGGAGGCCCAGUGGGGAGUUGCGACUCAAUAGUACUGUGUUUUAUUCACAGGGAUGAUGCCAAUAGCGUCCAAUCGAUAGCGUUGGUUCAAGGCCCAGCGAGUGGGCUUCUACUCUGUGUGCACAGAGAUUCUUUAACAAAACCCACCUCUCUGUCAGAGAGCUUGGUAUUUAAUCUAUGGGAGGAAAACGAUCUGGAAGUGAGAAAUAGUGAGACAGUGAGAAAAAGUGAGAAACAGAGAGAGAGGCUGGAGAAUACUAUAAAUGAAGGGCAAAGUAGCCCUUUAAAGGAACAUUUGAAGACAGAUUGGUCUUAAUUACCCCGCCCAAACAUGAUCAUUUGUUACCCAAUCACCUAGUGCUGAAUCAUCUCCCAGAGGCAUGGGAAAGGCACUUGGUUCUCCUCAGUGAUCUAUAAGAAUGAGCUCCGUCUUAAAGGGUUUUAUGGAGGCAGAUUUCACCACUCAGCAGAGGUAGAGGAGUGUCCUAACUUUUGAGCCAACCCAAAAUAACUGUUUUUAAUUUAAUCAGUUAUGGAAAAAAUCUGAAUUUCCAUUGCCAUGGGUUAUCAAUUGAAACUCUAGGUAAACUCAUUGAACUUCCAUGGCUCCUAUGUGAUCAUGUAGGAAAAUCUAUGCUACACCCACUUAUGAAAGACUAUGAAAGACCUAGAGUGUGUU